This is a messenger RNA of Gamsiella multidivaricata, 798 nucleotides long. RefSeq lists its product as uncharacterized. Bases 1 to 648 code for a protein of 215 amino acids. The transcript has 3 exons. The record is from RefSeq and is a predicted model, not a curated record. Lineage: Eukaryota; Fungi; Mortierellomycota; Mortierellomycetes; Mortierellales; Mortierellaceae.
AUGGACUCCUUUAUACCCGAAAUUCCUUCGCCAGUUCAGCACAAUGGUAUUCCAAGUGUCAGUCCUCCUCCGCAAGCAGAGGGUACUCUGCAACAAUACUACCAGCACCAAGCAUCUAAACAAUUCACGCCCCCCACUCCCAAGUUGCCACUCCUGACCCGCGCUCAGUACAUCUCACCCACAACCACGCCAGGCAUGGCAUCUUUGACUUUGGCAAUGUCAGUCUCCCUGCACAUUAGAGCGACCCAACAAACGUCUCCCAAGUUUCACCCUGCUAGUGCAAGCGGCCAUCCAUCAUACCAGUUAACCGGCUCUUGUCAGCCCUCAUCUUCGUCUUUGCAACUGUCCAGUAAGCGCAAAGAGAUGUCAUCUGCGCCGUCAGACCCCCAAAGGUCUAAGAGACAAAACUUAGUCGGACCGCGGCCAGUCUACCUCCCAUUCCAGGGUGAUAGGGACAGCGCAGUUCGACAAACACCGAAGAUCAGGAUCUAUGAAAGUCUUGCAAAGGAUAUCAACAAUCGCUUUCCCAACAUCCAAAUCUACUCGACGCAGAUCAAGAGCAAGAUCGCGAAGAUGAAGGCCCAGUUCGAAAUUGCCGACACCAAACGAAACGAAUCUGGAUUCGGCAGUACGGACGAGGAUCAGUAGAAGAAGGUUACUAAAGACAUUUCGCCCAUUCUACUUCGAUCUUGAGGAUGCAUGGGCCACAAGCUGGAGAAACAUACCAACGGAAUACGCCGACUGCCUCUGCAAGUUGGACGAUCCGCUUAUCGUUGAGGAUGAAUUUCAGGACCAGAC